GCUAUGUUAAUAAUUCCAAAAAUUGAGGACGAAAUUCACUCAUCAACUCAAAAUCCUACUGAGACACAAAUUGUAAUUACCUCAGUACUUGAUAUUGAUGCCAAUAAAAUUAUAUGUCAAAUGUAUGCUAGAUCAGUAGAUCGUGAUGAAGAUAUAAUUAUAUCAGGACAAAGACAUCCUUUCUUAGGGUAG
Messenger RNA from Racocetra fulgida, 192 nucleotides. NCBI's taxonomy places the organism in Eukaryota, Fungi, Glomeromycota, Glomeromycetes, Diversisporales, Gigasporaceae. The record is from the annotation of a GenBank genome assembly.